Besnoitia besnoiti is the source of this 2487-nucleotide messenger RNA. RefSeq names its product transporter, major facilitator family protein. The record is from RefSeq and is a predicted model, not a curated record. The transcript is spliced from 6 exons. Lineage: Eukaryota; Apicomplexa; Conoidasida; Eucoccidiorida; Sarcocystidae. Gene Ontology annotation, biological process: transmembrane transport. Bases 1 to 2487 code for a protein of 828 amino acids. Gene Ontology annotation, molecular function: transmembrane transporter activity.
AUGGUGCUGACGCGAGCCCAGCGCGCCGCCGCCGCGGGCGCCAGCGCGGCGGCGCGCCGGCGCGCCCCGAAGAACAAGUCUCCGCAGCGGCCGGCGCGUGGCGCGCAGGCGGAAGAGGUCGAGCGCGUCGCGCCGGCCGCGGACAGGCAGCCGCCCCCUCCGAAGAAAGGCGAGGCGGGAAGAAAGCAGCCCGCCGCGCGCGCGAGAGCGCCUCUGAGGACUCCGCGCGCGCGAGGCAGCGCAGACGAAGGCGCGAAGGACGCGGCGGUGCAGAAGGUGAAGGCCCAGAGGCGAAAAGCGAAUCUGGAGGGACAGCUGCAGGAGGACGAGAACGGCGCCUCGCAGAGUGGCGGCCCGGAGAGAAGGGAUGACGAAGCAGACGGCGGCGUGGCGUCUCCCUCAAGCAACUUCUGGUCUAUGUUCUCGUCGGGCGUGCCUUCCAAGGUCGCGGCGAGCAGCGACGUCGCCAAGCUCAACAUGAAUCCGCCGUCCUCUCCGCGCUGGGACUCCUCCCUUUCCACGCGAGCCACCCUUGGGGGGUCCUCCUGGCGCGGCUCGCCGUCGGCGUCUUUUGGCCUGGGCGAAGCACGCUCCCGCGGAAGAGACAGCCGAGGCGCAGACGACAGCCCCUCCGCGGGCGAUGACGCCGCUGCGCGUACCCUCCGACCGCGUCUCCUCGCCUCGUCGUCCUCCUCUCUUCUCCCGCAGGCGCAGGGCGCAGGGCUUCCCGGUGCCGCUCUGUCGUCUGCAUGCCUCUCGAGCUGGCGCCGCACCGCGUCACUCUUCUCUACUUCCUUCUUUUCCGCUUCGCUCUUCUCCGCGUCGCGCUUUCCGUCCUCGGCCGCCGCGGCGAUUGCGCGCAUCCAGUUCCAGCAGCUCUUAGUGACUUUCCUCUGCUACGCGUCGCUCUACUUGACGCGCAAGCCGUUUGCGUCCGCGCGCGCGUUGCUUCAGCACGAGCUUGGCGUCACCACAGCCGACAUGGGCUACAUUGACACCGCCUUCCUCCUCAUGUACGCCAUCACGCAGCUCUUUCUGGCGGCGCCCGCCGCGGCACGGUUCGCCGACGCCCUCAAGCUCUUCUUCGUUCUCGUCUACUCCCUCUCCAGCUUCUCCUGUCUCUUCGUCGCCCUCGCGCCGCUCCCUCUCCUUCGCCUCCCCCUUCUCCUCGGCCUCUGGGCGCUGAACGGCGCGACGCAGGCCCUCGUCUUCCCCUUCACUGUCUCGAUUCUGCGGCAGUGGCUGAAUCGCCUCCCCGGAGGCGGCGGCGGCGUCUUCGGGCUCUGGUCGACUUGUCAGCAAGUCGGGAGCAUGGGCGCGUCGUAUCUGACGGCUGAGAUUCUCUCCUCGCUCUCCUCUUCUCCGCUGCUCUAUCUGCUCCCCGAGCCGCGGGCGGCCUGGCGCCUCACGUUUCUCAUUCCCGCAGUGUUUGUCUUCCUCGCCGGCCUCCUCCUCUCCGGCUGCUUGGUAGAGCAGCCGGCCGCCCUGAUCGCGCAGCUGGAGCGCGAAGAACAAAACCGCGCGCUCGCCGCGGAGGAGUCCAGCCCGCUCCCGCGCGCCUCAUCAGGCGAGACGGCUAGACCCUCAACAGGCGUUUGCGAAGCGGCCAAACCGGCAGUCAGGUCGCGCGGCGUCAUUUCCCGCAGCACGCCGCGAGGAGGAAGCGCCUCGGCAGGGCAGCUGCUGUGGCGCGCAGCCAAAGUGCCCGGCGUCGGGGAGUCCGCGGCCGCGUACUUUUGUAUGAAACUCGUUCGCUACCUUCUCAUCAACUGGCUUCCGCUCUUCCUUCAAGCGCAUCUUCUCCUCUCGCCUAUGCAAGCUACGCUAGGGGCGAUUCUAUUCGAGGCCGGCGGGGUCGCAGGGGCCGUCCUUGUCGGUUUCCUCUCCGACCGUCUCUUCGCGGGGCGCCGCUUCGUCGUCGUCGCUCCGCUGUGCGUGCUCGCGGCAGGCUGUGCGUGGCUGCUGUCUUGCGGCGAUGGAAGCGACGCGAAGGCCGAGGCGCUCGGCGAGCUCUCGCUUCGUCUCCGCGGCCUCCUCUUCCUCCUCGGCGCCUGCGUCGCAGGCCCAGACAGUGUGCUGGGGGGCAUGGGCGCCGCCGAGAUAUGCGCAGAGGCGCUCGCGACGCGGCCGCAGAAGACGCAGCGCAGGGCGGACACGCCGAAAGACGCGCGAGGCGAGGAGGAAGAAGAGAACCGCGAUGAGGCGGUGGACACGAGCGCAGAAACAGACACGGCAAGCAAGGCAGCAGGCGAAACCGAGCAAGGAACGCAGCAGCUGAUUGCGACAGCGUCGUGCUUUGUCAACGGCAGCGGCAGCGUCGGCUCGAUUCUGCAGGGAACGCUCACUCCUCUGAUCAUUUCUCUUUACGGGUGGCAUGGCGUCGUUCUGGCCCUGAGUAGCUUCUGCGGAGGCGCGGCGGUCGCGCUUCUUCCUCUUCUCGCGCGGGACAUCUCGAAGGCAAGAAAUCGUCCACAAGAACUGCUUUGA